Lycium barbarum (goji berry) is the source of this 800-nucleotide messenger RNA. RefSeq names its product auxin-responsive protein SAUR68-like. Bases 158 to 691 code for a protein of 177 amino acids. Lineage: Eukaryota; Viridiplantae; Streptophyta; Magnoliopsida; Solanales; Solanaceae. The record is from RefSeq and is a predicted model, not a curated record. Gene Ontology annotation, biological process: response to auxin. The transcript has a single exon.
GAAACCUAUCAUCUUCCAUAACUUCAAACUAUAGGUUCAUCCACAAAUUUAAGGCCCCAUAUCAAGAUGACCAACAGGCAGCAACACAUGGCUUUGCCUUCAGUAGUUAGUGGCAAAUAUUUAAGCUCCAACCUCUUGUAUAAAUUAUCCCCUUUCCAUGAGCCAUUUCAUCAUCAACCAUAAGCAUUUACUACUCAGAUUUCAAAGGUCUCUUACUUUAUUGUUGUUUCCAAUCUUCAAGAGAAAAACAAUGCUAAGUGCUAAGAAGCUCAUCAAGAUGGCUAGGAAAUGGCAGAAGUUCGUAGCCAUGCAGAGGAAGAGGAUUUCACUUUCAAGAAAUGGAAAUGAUGCAGUCAGUUGUAGUACAUCUUCAUCAUUUGUAGCCGGAAAAGGCAAGUUUGUAGUGUAUACAACUGAUCAAAGGCGCUUUAUGAUUCCAUUGGCUUAUCUGGAAAAUGAGCUCAUUUUGCAACUUUUAAACAUGUCGGAAGAAGAGUUUGGUCUGCCAAGUGGCGGCCCUAUUACAUUGCCAUGUAAUUCAGCUUUCAUGGACUAUAUUGUUUCACUAAUCAAGAAAGGUGCAACUGCUGAAGAUCUUCACAGAGCAUUGUUUCUCUUAAUUAGUUCAAGUUGCUCUUCAACUUCUUCUUUGCACCAAGAAUGGAGAAAUCAGCAACUCCUUGUUUGUUGAGUCAUGUUCAUUAUAUUUAGUAAAUGGUAGCUCAAACGUAGGUAGUUGAAACUGUGUAUACAAAUGGAAUCGAGAUUUAUAUGAAAUUUAACCAGAUUGAAAUCUUUCA